Molecule: messenger RNA, 1849 nt
Organism: Vicia villosa (hairy vetch)
Lineage: Eukaryota; Viridiplantae; Streptophyta; Magnoliopsida; Fabales; Fabaceae
Product: transcription factor PCL1-like
Exons: 2
Coding region: 332-1297 (321 amino acids)
Biological process (GO): regulation of DNA-templated transcription
Cellular component (GO): nucleus
Molecular function (GO): DNA-binding transcription factor activity; DNA binding
Source: RefSeq, a predicted model, not a curated record
AGUUCCUCCUUCAUUAUUAUCUUUUCCUUGUUCCCUGUUUGGCCUCUUUUCAUCUCUACCCAAAAACACACACUGCCGAAUCUCAGAAAAUAUCUAGAUUUUCUGUCUCUAUUAUUCUGUUUUCAUCUUUCAUCUUCUUCAUUCAAUUCCAUUCCUUCUUUCAUUCAUCCAAUCCAACCCAACCCAACCCAACCAUUUUGACUUUCUGGAUUUCUGGAUCCAAAUUCUACCAGACCCGAAUUAUUGCCUUUGCAAACAGAAAUACAGUUUUUCAAAAUUAUAUAAUUUUUUUUUUUAAAUUAUCAUUUGUUGAAACGGUUAGAGGAAGUGAAUGGGGGAAGAGAUAAGAACAGACGAAGAGCGAGUAUCGGAGUGGGAAAAGGGUCUACCCACCUUUCACGAUCUCACUCCUCUCACCAUGGCGUUAAUCCCGCCGGAGCUAGCUUCCGCCUUCAGCAUCUCCCCGGAGCCUCACCGCACACUCAUCGACGUCAACCGCGCCUCCCGCAACACUCUCUCCAUCCUCCGCGGCGGCGGCACAAGUCAUCACCAAACGUUCUCAUCCAACCACGACGAGCCUCUCGAAGAAGACGAAGAAAUGGAAGAGGAAACCGAUCGGGACGGCUCCGGUUCGGAUUCGCGAAAGCACCGGAAGAUCGAUUCGGUUUCGGUUACGGAGGAAGCGGAUUCGGCGGUUAGAACAGAGACGACGCUAAAACGGCCGCGUUUAGUGUGGACUCCGCAGCUUCACAAGAGAUUCGUCGACGUUGUGGCGCAUCUCGGGAUAAAGAACGCGGUUCCGAAGACGAUUAUGCAGUUGAUGAAUGUGGAAGGGUUAACACGAGAGAAUGUUGCUAGUCAUUUGCAGAAGUAUCGGCUUUAUUUGAAGAGGAUGCAAGGUCUUUCGAACGAUGCUCCUUCUUCUUCUGAUCAUCUUUUUGCUUCUACUCCUGUUCCUCAGAGCUUGCAUGAAUCUGCUUCUGCUGUGAAUUCUCAUGCUCAUUCUCACGCUCAUUCGCAUGCUCAUUCUCAUUCGCAAUCGAAUGGACAUGGGAAUUCGCAAUCGCAUCAUUCCGUUACGAUUUCUAUGCCUUAUCCGCCGCCUCCGCCGAUGAUGUCUAUGCCUUUAAUUGGUAUGCCGCCGCAUCCGCAUGGUCAUAUGGGAAUGGCUUUGCAUCCUCCUUCUGGUUCUUCUUACCGAUCACAUCCGUUUAAUAUGAUGCAUCAUAGGGAUUGGCCUCCUCAUCCUCACUCUCACUCUCACCCUCAUAUGUCUCCUAAUGAUAGUAAUAAAUAGAAGGGAUUCUAUCUUAUCUUCAGGUCAGCAAUCACAUGAUUCAAAUGCUUGAUUGUUGAUUGUAACUGCAUCAAUCAUCCUCUCUAGUUUGCCCAAACUGAUUCUUGAGGAAGUAUAUGAAGAUUCCAUGGAACUAAAUUACUGUCAGAAUCAGAAGAGUAUGUACUGUGUCCGCAGAUCUACAAACUUCUUGGCACACAUGCUUAAUUUAUGUCACAUACAUGUAGGUGAUGAUUGUCAAUUACAUCAUGUUUCUUCUGGUAGAUAGCUGAUUCUAAAGUAAAUUCUAAACUAGUUAGUUCUCUUAUUCAUAAAUCAUUCAGUGCUAUUAUACUGUGUAGUCUGUACUCCUAAAAAGGUUUACCUUCUUUUUCAAAACAAUUUGAAUAAAAGAUAGACUGAAAAAUAGUCGGCAACCACUACCAAUCGGAACAUGCUCUGUAGUCUGUAGCAUUAGAGUUGUAUUUUCUAUAUCUUAAUGUUCUGAGUAUUAUCUUAUUUGACAUAAACCCGCCAUUAUAAUAUUAGAAAUGUUACAGUGAGACUGGAAAA